Messenger RNA from Artibeus jamaicensis (Jamaican fruit-eating bat), 2957 nucleotides. RefSeq names its product toll-like receptor 11. The record is from RefSeq and is a predicted model, not a curated record. Gene Ontology annotation, cellular component: membrane. Gene Ontology annotation, molecular function: transmembrane signaling receptor activity; protein binding. NCBI's taxonomy places the organism in Eukaryota, Metazoa, Chordata, Mammalia, Chiroptera, Phyllostomidae. Gene Ontology annotation, biological process: inflammatory response; immune response; toll-like receptor signaling pathway.
GAGGUUCUUUCUCCCUGAAAUGAGAAAUUUCAGCUUGUCUUGACUGACCUCCAUUUCCUCUGCUCAGUUGCCAGGGACCUGGAUCGCAGACCUGACUGAUCACUGUUCGUUUCAUACUUGGAGGAUUCGAGGCCUAACCAAUGGAAAGGAGCUAGUCAGCUGUGAGAAAAGAAGCAGAACCAAGGAUGGAAAGACCUCUGUUCUCCUUCACUCUCCUCUCUGUCUUACUGCUGUCGUUGAUGAGCCUCAGCUGGAUGAGUUGGGCAUGGACUGCUCCCAACUGCAGCAUAGGAGACAGCUUCCUAUUGCCUAACAUCUCCUACUACAUCCCAUUCUGUCCCUUAGCCCCAGAACUGCACCUUUUUGCAUCAUGCUUCAAUAUUAAAAACCUGGUUCAGACACUAAGAGCAGUGCCCCGGGAUAUAGAGGCACUAUGUCUCCAUGGUACAGUUUCCAUCCUGCCUGCUGAUGCUUUCAGACACUGCCCUACACUGCAGCUUCUGAGGCUGCAGCUGGGCACCAUCAGGGUUACAUCUGGGACAUUUCAAGGAUUGGACCAGCUGCAGCACCUUUCCUUUGAGCAUCACAUUCCCUGUUGCCUCAAUCUGUUUCUCCCUCCAGAUGCACUAGAGCCUCUCACAUCCCUCAACACCCUUUCCUUCCAUGGCUACUGCCUAAAUAAUAGUCAAAAUGUCCAGUUGCCCAUCAGCCUUAGUCAUCUAACCAUGAAGCACAGCUGUCUGACAGAGCGUCAGGAAUUGCAAGGGCUCUUCCCAAACCUUGUCCCUGGCUCCUCUCCUACAGCCAACCCUAGGCCACAGACCCCCUUUCUAGAGGUGCUGGAUCUGUCUGCAAACCUGCAGCUCAGCAGGGUAGGUAGCCAAGCUCUGCAUGGCCUCCAGCUCCACUCCCUGAAAUUAGAUGACACCCCACUAAGUGCAUCAGACCUCCCAGGCUCAGGGCUGCUCCACUUGGACUCCCUCUACCUUGUGGGGACAGGUGUAGAAAAACUGCCUGGGAACGUGACAGGUUACUUUGGGCUUCGUGCACUUGACCUUGGGAGAAACCAAAUCCAGAACCUAGAGGCUGGAGAUCUCCUAAGCUGCCACUCCCUGGAACUCCUCAGCCUUCAUGCCAAUGGCCUUCAGUUAAUUCCAUCCAGUUUCCUGAGUGCCCUGCCCCAGCUUCAGAAGCUCAAUUUAUCAGUGAAUAAGCUAGGUCCAACCUUGGUGCUCCCAGAAGGGCUGGUCAGCUCAAGUCUGAGGGUGCUAGAUCUGUCCCACAAUGAGCUCUGCAUUCUGCCCUGCAAGGCCUUCUCUUCUCUUCCUCAGCUACAGGAGCUCAGGCUGAGUGGUAACAAUAUUUCCAACUUAUCCAGUGAGAGCCUGGAAGGACUGAGGUGGCUUAAGACCCUAGACCUCAGUUGGAACCAAAUUAAGACACUGAAUCCAGGCUGUUUCUCCUCUCUUCCUGCCCUUACUUCGCUGAACCUCCUGGGCACCCAUUUAGAGCAUUUCCCAGGCAGAUAUCUCCAGGGUUCCCAGAAGCUGAGCCACCUACAGCUGGGUUCUUCUGAGAUGCUGGAGAUCUAUCCUCCCUGGCCUUCAGCACUGCUCAGCUUGGAAUUAUGGGCAGCUAGUUCUGUAACACUUAGGGUCCCCCGUGGAGAACCCUUCUUGUUCCUGGAGAACCUUACCAUACAAACUAACUAUGUGUUGCUGAGUCCAUUCAACACCACAGUCCAUUUUCCUUCCCUGCAUCACCUUACCUUGCGAGGCUGCAGCCACGACACUUUCUCUGGCCGUCCACCCCAGGGAAUCUUCUCACAGCUUUCUCUCCUGGAGCACUUGCACUUCUGGUCUGAUCACCAGGGUGCAGAAGGUCUGCAUCUAUGGGGGAUACCCAGGCUGCGAGUGCUGGAGCUGGGGAACUUGGAUUUCCUCUACAACCCAAGAUCAGUGCAGCUGGAGAUGCUACUGAAGGAUCUGCCUCAGUUACAGGUGCUGGCGUUGAGUAACCUAAACCUCAGGAACCUCUCCAUCUCCAGCUUCAGAGGUUUGGACCCCCUUCAGCUGCUGCUACUCAACUCUGAAUGGGCCCUGGGGCUGGACAGCAGCCUCCAGGAACUAAUCCCCCAGAUGCCUCAAUAUGUUUAUUUUUCAGAUAUCACCUUCACCUGCCACUGUGAAAGCUCUUGGGUGGGGCCUUGGGCAACAGGGGCCCCAAACACCUUUGUGUAUGGACUAGAGAAAUCCAUCUGCAAGGCCAACGCCUCUGAUUACUCCCAGACGCCGUUGCUGUCCUUCCUUUCUGGUCACUGCCCACAUGAUCUUGAGUUUCAGAGCUUUCUAACCAGCUUCACUCUUGUGCUCCUGCUCAUGUUCCUGGCACUGCUUGGUUGUCCCAAAUGGCUCUGGCUUCACCACCUCCGGACCCUAUUUCAUGCCUGGUGGUGGAAACUGUGUGGGCAACAUCCCAGAAACCAAUUCCACUAUGAUGUCUUUGUAUCCUAUUGUGAGCAGGACCAAGCCUGGGUGCUGGAAGAGCUGGUUCCUGCCCUUGAAAAGCCUCUUCCAGAGGGCGAGGGUUUGAGGUUAUGCCUGCCUGAGAGGGACUUUGGGGUUGAGCAGGACAGGAUGGAUGUUACCGCUGCCAGCAUGGAGAGCAGCAGAGCCACCCUCUGUGUGCUCAGCUGCCAGGCCCUGGGAAGUUUCUGGUGUAAUCUGGAGCUAAGGCUGGCCACCCACAACUUGGUGGCCAGGCCUGGGACUGCUUGCCUUCUGCUGCUGUUUUUGGAACCCAUUGAUCGGCGGCAGCUGCACAGCUACCACUGCCUUGGCCGGUGGCUGAAGAAAGAGGACUACUUUGAUUUGUCCCAAGGAAGGGUUGACUGGAAUGCCUUCUACAAACAACUCCGGAAAAGGCUAAAGACAGCUGGGAGACAGGGAGAGGACUAG